Funneliformis geosporum is the source of this 246-nucleotide messenger RNA. NCBI's taxonomy places the organism in Eukaryota, Fungi, Glomeromycota, Glomeromycetes, Glomerales, Glomeraceae. The record is from the annotation of a GenBank genome assembly.
AUGGCUUAUGAAGAAGUACUAUUUCCGGUAGUAUUCACUGGAAAGAAAAUGUAUUUUGGCAUCCCUUAUAAAGAUAUUCUGAACUUCAAACCCAAAGAAGCCAUGGAUAUUAACAAUGACCGAUCACUCUAUGAUAUUGCUAAAGACGUUCUCAGGGAUGCUUUAGUUAAUACUAAGCAAUGGAAUUUCAAACAGUUUAUAAAGACUAAUGCAUGGAAACCUGAUAAAGACAACAAAGCUGUAUAG